Messenger RNA from Cuscuta campestris, 2090 nucleotides. NCBI's taxonomy places the organism in Eukaryota, Viridiplantae, Streptophyta, Magnoliopsida, Solanales, Convolvulaceae. The record is from the annotation of a GenBank genome assembly.
CGAUCAAUGGCUUCUACUCAAAAUGUUUUCGCAGGAAUAGGUGAAGGUCAAUCUACCACGAGGCCACUGUUAUUUGAUGGAACAAAUUAUACAUAUUGGAAAGAGCGGAUGAGGAUUUUUAUUCAAUCCAACAACUUUCUUUUGUGGAGAAUAAUUAAAAAUGGUGAAGAAGUACCCACCAAGAAAGUUGGGGAAACCAUCGUGCACAAAACUGAAGAUGAGUAUGAUGAGCGGGAUAUCAAGAAGAUAGAAAACAACGCCAAGGCUAUCAACAUCAUCUAUUGUGCCGUAAACCCGGAUGAUUACCGGAAGAUCUCUUGUUGUUCCACCGCCAAGGAAAUGUGGGACAAGCUAGAAAUCACAUAUGAAGCCGAUGCUAUCCAAGAAUCCAUCGGCAUCACCAGUGUCACCAUUGACGGGCUUAGAGGUAACCUCAAAACGUAUGAGUCUACCAUUCUUUACCCCUCUUUAGGUGAACAAAAGAAGAAUGGGAUUGCACUCAAGGCGUCCACAAGUCAAGAACGUGAUGUGAAGGACUCGAGUGACAAAGACGAGUUCGGGGUCGUGCUUCAGAAAUUCUAUAAGUUCAUGCGCAAGGAGUUUGAACGAAAAGGAAAGAAGCAAGGAGAACCACCCAAAUGCUAUGGGUGUGGAGAAGUUGGGCAUAUAAAACCAAAAUGCCCAAAUACAAAGAAUGAGAAGAAACCGUUCAAGAAGCACCGAGCUUACAUCUCGUGGGGAGGUGAUUCCGGCGAUGAAUCAUCGGAAGGCGAAGAAAACGAAAGUGCCAACCUUUGCCUCGUGGCACACGAGGAAUCACCGGAAGAGGUAUGUACCACUUCUAAAGAUUCCUACACCUUUGAUGAUGUUCAAGAAGCCUUCAAUGAACUUUAUGAUGAAUAUGUCAACGCUUCUAAAAUUAACAAGGAUUUGAAGAAACAACUUACUUCCAUGGAGAAGGAAGUUGAUAACCUAUCAAAAGAUAAUGAAAAACUUAAAGAAGAAAAUAAGUUUUUCGGGAAAAGAAGCGCCGGCAAACUGGAAAGUUCCAAAUGUUGUUCUUCACCAUCACUUAAGCAACAAGUUGCAAAACUUGAAGGAACCUUGAAAAAGUUUGGUGUUUCUCAUAAAAAUCUUAAUGAUAUUCUUGAUAAUUUGCAACUUACUAAACAUGGCUUAGGAGGUCAAAGAAAGCGCUCCCGCACCGGAAAGAACGUCGCUUCUGCCUCGACUCCUCCACCACCGGCGCACAAGUACUUCGAUGGGUCGUUCCUUUGGUUCAACGACCGCGCAGAGGCAACGCAGUUCUCGGAGAAGUUUGAGCACCGAGAAAUUCUUCCUCCCCGGUUCUCCACCGCCCGCUUCAUUCAUGAUUCCAUUCCACGCGAGGCACGAAUUAUCCUCGAGCGUGGAAAUUUCCUCGAUCUCCUCUACAUCAAGAAGGCUCACUAUCAACCCUUUCUCCCAAGGAAGUUCAAUCACACCGCUCUCUCCCAAGAGGACACGAAGAUGCUUCAUGCGAUGAUUCACAACGCCAAUAUCAAUUUGUGUAAGUUUGUGAUGACUCACAUGUUCAAUGCCACCUCCGACAACCGGCCGCUUCCCUAUGCUCUUCUCGUCAUGGCUAUCCUUGAUGAGUUCCACAUCAAUACGGACAUCGGGCAAAAAUGCAAAGGGACAAAGCAUUGGGAGAUUGAUGACUCCUCCUUCCACUCGGGAACCAACGAGACUCCGUUUCGACAGCCUCGUCCACGCCGCCAACCAAGGGCCACCGCUUCGACCAACACUUCUCUUGCCGAGCAAAUGGCAGCCUUGACCGCCACUCUCUCUCGGAUUGACACCAACGUCUCCCAAAUGGCCCAAAAUGUCAAUAUUUUGAGCCGUGAGCUUCACGGGUAUUUUGACUUUGUCAACUACCCCUACGCUCAAAUGGUCCCUUACGCUCCUCCGCCAAACUUCGGUAAUGAACCAAACGGGACUAAUUGUUAGAAUAAAGGCCCAACGCUAGAGGGGGGGGGGGGUGAAUAGCGUUUAAAACAAAAUCGCAGGAAAUUAAAACGAGAGCGUUAAAGUAAAGAGCGUAAGGAAGG